AAACACAUCUCAACCAAUCCCAAUGGAAUCAAACAUUCCCAGCCUUCCCUUUUGCCCUCCACCAAAGGACCAAAAAGGUGAAAACAAAAUCCAAUUUUUUGACUUCACCUCAUUACAAAAAGAAGGAAAAGUACCAAAAGAAUUUAUUUGGCCUUCAGAAAAUUGGGUGAAAAGCAGUGGUGAAAUUAUCAAACUACCCCUUAUUGACAUAGGAGCCAUCAAGAGUGAUGAGGCUGCAAUGUCCUAUGCUGCUGAAAUUGUGAGAAAAGCAUGCAUAGAACAUGGUGCUUUUGAAGUCACUAACAUUGGUGUUGACUCAGAUUUCAUCAAUGAUGUACUUCAAGAAACUAACAAUAUUUUCAAGCUUCCAUUGAGUAAGAAGAUUAGUGCUAUAGCUAAAGACUCUGGAUUUUCAGUUGCUCAUGCAGAGAGGUAUACUACUGUAUUGCCAUGGAAAGAGACAUUUACUUUCAUGUUCAAACACAACACCAAAAAUGACACACAAGUUGUUGAUGCCAUUGAUUCUCUCUUAGGUGAAGAGUUCCAACAAGCUGGGUUGGUGUAUCAAAAGUACUGCAAUGCAAUGAAUGAAUUAUCUGAAGUGAUUAUGGAGCUAUUGGCCAUUAGUUUGGGUGUGGAUCGCAAGCAUUAUCAAAGGUUUUUUGAAGAUGCUGAGUCAAUGAUGAGAUGCAACUUUUACCCUCCAUGUAGUGCUAGCCUUAGUGGUGCUCUUGGCAAUGGGCCUCAUUGUGACCCAAUCUCAAUUACCAUUCUCCUUCAAGAUCAAGUUGGAGGUUUAGAAAUUUUUGCAGAUAACAAAUGGCUUGCUCUUCCCCCAAAACCUAAUACACUUGUCAUCAACAUUGGUGAUACUUUCAUGGCACUGACGAAUGGGCUAUACAAGAGUUGCCUACAUAGAGUAUUGGUUAGCAACAAAGUGGAGAGGAAGUCCCUAACUUUCUUUAUGAAUCCAAGAGGAGACAAAAUAGUGAGUCCCCCAAAAGAACUUUUGGGAAAAGAUGAGGCAAGAAAAUAUCCUGAUUACAAAUGGUUAGAUCUAUAUAAAUUUACACAAAAAACUCGUAGGGUUGAUGCUAAAACACUUGAUAGUUUCAUCGCUUGGCGUAGCUCUUCACAGCCAUCCAACUCUAAUUAGUUGCUUUCGAUAUUUGGUGCUAAUAAGUAAUCAAUAAUGCAUCUAAUAAUAAAACUUUUUGUAUCGAUUAAUAAAUAUUGUACCUUUGGUUGAUACAUUUGUAUUAAGACAUUUUUUACCUCAAGUUCAUUAGGAA
This is a messenger RNA of Cicer arietinum (chickpea), 1292 nucleotides long. Its product is annotated as gibberellin 20 oxidase 2-like. The record is from RefSeq and is a predicted model, not a curated record. Lineage: Eukaryota; Viridiplantae; Streptophyta; Magnoliopsida; Fabales; Fabaceae.